AGUAAUUUGCAAUUGGUCUGGCAACGCUGCGGCGCACAGAUGUUUGCUGUUUGCAGGUGAAAUGGACGGCGCGAACUUGAUUGGAAUUACAUCGAAAAGACAGUUUUUAAGUGCAACGGACCUAAUUGUGGAACGACACGCUGAAGUUGAAACGCCUGCGAUCGGUCUAAAGCGAACUAGCAUAGAAGGCACUCCAGCUGAGGAAGAGGAGCUCAAAAAUGCCUAUGCCAAUUUACGUCGCCAAUUGUCUGCACGGCGUAUUGAGCGUCAAGCAGGACGUGCCGUAGCGCACUGGCACGAGGAUCAACAGGCUGCUGAGGUCCUGCGCAAAGAUGGUAAAUUUGAAAGUUUUGGCUACAGCAAACAGGGCAAACUCUAUUUAGAAUAUUACGAGGCUUUAUUUCUGCUCGAAUUGAAUCGUCUGCAGUUGGAGUACUGCGAAAUGAUUGUCUCCGUGGAGCAGGCUUAUGUGUUGCUCCUGGGCGAGGCAGCCAGCGAGAAGUUUAACAAUUAUCUGGUUUACUCAACACUGUCACGCGCUGGAUAUAUUGUUGUCAAGCAUCAAGCAAACACUACAACAUCAACAUCAACUGCUGCUGUGGUAACAAGCGAACAUUGCAUUUGGGCUUUAUUGGAUGAGGCGCUGGGCCAUAAGCCGGUGCCUGCACACAUAAAAGCCUCAUCACUUUAUAAGGCAACCAAGGAGCGCUGGUCUGAGGUCAAGCAGCAAAUCAUGAGCCAUCAGACUACGACACUUGAGGAUGAUAACAGUUUGGAUUUCAAAUUUGAGACACGCAAACGGAAAGCGCAAUCACAGCCACAGGAGCAGAGUAAAAGAAUUUGCCGCGACAAACCCACCAAAAGCCUUGUGAAUCAUCUAAAAGCUGAGCCUAGCUUUAAGAAAUUUCAAGAAAUCUUUGAAAAGUUGGAUAUAAUCCAGCUGCAAUUGACUGAUGAUGAUAGCGAAAUGAACAAAGAACUGCGCCAUUUCAAGAUCAGUUUUGAUUUGCAUCUGCACAACGAAGGCUUCAGGCGCAGUGCGCCAAAAUCGCCUACUUUUAGUGUUGUAAUACUGCCGACCGAUGAACCGUUUCCAACACACGAUGAGCUGCUUCAGUGUUGGCGCCAACAGUUAUCACAUGCGGUGCCUCUGCUCGUAAUUUCCGUUAGCGAAUCGAAACAAAUACAAGCAUUUCUGUAUUAUAUCAGCUGAUGAUUGCCCAAAUGGCGCAAUCAAUUAUACAUUUAAUUGCUGUUAAUUUAUACGCUCGAACGCAUAAAAUGCGCCAUAAUUUUAUGAUUUACGUAUGAUAAUUAUACAAUUUACGUAUAAUUGCAAUGCGUAUGCGGUAAAGCUGUUCGUGCUGCAAAUAAAAUCCGAAUUUGUCAUA
Drosophila grimshawi is the source of this 1391-nucleotide messenger RNA. RefSeq lists its product as uncharacterized. NCBI's taxonomy places the organism in Eukaryota, Metazoa, Arthropoda, Insecta, Diptera, Drosophilidae. The transcript has 4 exons. Gene Ontology annotation, biological process: tRNA-type intron splice site recognition and cleavage. The record is from RefSeq and is a predicted model, not a curated record. The coding region runs from base 62 to 1213 and encodes 383 amino acids. Gene Ontology annotation, cellular component: tRNA-intron endonuclease complex.